Molecule: messenger RNA, 3156 nt
Organism: Cataglyphis hispanica
Lineage: Eukaryota; Metazoa; Arthropoda; Insecta; Hymenoptera; Formicidae
Gene: Pex5
Product: peroxisomal targeting signal 1 receptor
Exons: 9
Coding region: 252-2147 (631 amino acids)
Biological process (GO): protein import into peroxisome matrix, docking
Cellular component (GO): peroxisomal membrane; cytosol
Molecular function (GO): protein binding
Source: RefSeq, a predicted model, not a curated record
GGUAUGGGCUUUAUCCAUUGAGUUCUUCGUAUCUUUUUUUCUCUUGCUGUCAAUCGCUGAACUAUCGCACGCAGCAUUCCCCAGCUUUUCCCCUCCCUUCUCCAGCUGUUCGGUGCAAAGUCUCGUUCAUAAAAUCAGCAUAAUUCUUGCUAUUCAUUCCUGAGAAACGUGCAUCACAACGAAAUAUAAUUAGGACGAAGCGAGUAAGGUGAAUUAAAAUACUUAGGAACUCUCAAUAACAAUAUAAAAAAAUGGCAUUUCGCGAGUUAGUGGAAGGAGACUGUGGAGGUCCCAGCUCGUUAAUGCGCCUUACAUCACAUUAUGUACAAGAUCAUGGUUUUAAAGAGGAAGGAAUUUUUCGGCCGUUUAGUCCAACUGAAACUUUUCAAGCACAGGAUGCAGAUCAGUUAGUUCAACAAUUCUUAGAAGAACCUGCUUGUCCACAGACAUUUCGAAUGGACAAUUUACUACAAGAAAUGAGAGAAAUUGAUCAAAAUAUUCAUCCCCCGAGAGCAGCACCCGGAGUCGUCAAAGAAUUAAGUGAUCUAAACACAGCUUGGGAAAAUCUAUGUUUUAAAUCUGAUAAGCAAUUUGAAGAACUUCAUGUGGAUAAUAUAUGGAAUACAUCUAUAAUACCCACAUCUAUAAUAUCCACUCAGGAAGAAAACACACAAUUUCCUGAAACUCGCAAAGGUCUUGGUCUAGAUUCAAAAUGGAUGGAAGAAUAUUUGGAACAUAGUGUAAACAAUGCACAAGAUAAUCUUAACAAAGACAAUGAAGCUCAAAUCAUAAAAGAUGAAGAUCCGAAUUAUGCAUAUUCAAGGUUUAUGAAAUUUAUGAAACAAGAAGGUGAUAUUCCAAUAGAAAACACUCGAACAGAAACAGCCAACUUGGAUGAUCCAAUCGAAGAAUGGAUAGAGCAAUAUCAUGCAGAUCAACAAAAAACAAAAGAUAAUUCCAUUAAUAAUAUUAAUUAUGACAGUACAGUCUUGAAUAAAGUAGAAGAAGAAUUAGAAGCUGCGGGUACAUGGAUAGAUGAAUUUGUAAAGGAAAAUCCAUCUCCAGAAUAUAUAAAUUCAAAGUUAUUAUGGAAGCAGUUUCAAGAUGAAUGGGACAAAGUAUCUGCAGAUGGGGUCUCCUCUACACAUCCAUGGGUAUCAGAGCUUGACACAUAUUACGAUCCAUUUAAUAAGGAAUAUGAAUUUUGUGAAACAAAUCCUAUGAAAGACUUACCAAAUGCAUUGGCAGAAGGCAAGAAACGGUUAGAAGCAGGAGAUUUACCGAGUGCUGUACUCUGUUUCGAAGCAGCUGUUCAACAGGAUGAAAAUAAUGUGGAAGCGUGGCUACUUCUUGGUAAAACACAAGCUGAGAAUGAACAAGAUCCUUUGGCUAUCUCUGCUUUGAAUCAUUGCCUAUGUUUGGAGCCAUCUAAUAGUGUUGCUCUCAUGGCAUUAGCAGCUUCUUAUGCAAAUGAAUCUUAUCAGAAGCAAGCCUGUCUAACGUUGAAGGAAUGGUUACUAAAGAAUGAAAAAUAUAAACAUCUAUCAGUUCCAGAGUCUAAUCUUACAAGAGAUAAACAUCCAACUUUCAGUGUAUCCACUUUAUUAUAUGAUAAAGUAUAUGAUGAAGUGAAAGAUUUAUAUAUUCAAGCAGCAAGAAUGAAUCCCCGCGAUGAAAUUGAUCCGGAUGUACAAUGUGGAUUAGGUAUAUUGUUUAAUUUGUCGAGUGAUUAUAAUAAAGCUAUAGAUUGUUUUCAAGCAGCAUUGCAAAUACGCCCUGAUGAUUCCAGAUUAUGGAAUAGAUUAGGUGCCACUCUCGCUAAUGGCCAGCGAUCAGCAGAAGCAGUAAAUGCGUAUCAUCGUGCAUUAGAGUUAUCGCCCGGAUUUAUUCGAGCACGUUAUAAUCUCGGCAUAUCUUGUGUUAAUCUGGGAGUGUAUAAAGAAGCAGGUGAGCACCUUUUGACAGCAUUAAAUCAACAAGCUGCAGGAAGAGGCCUACAGGUUAACAAUGUAUCUCCUAAAGCAAUGUCAAACACAAUAUGGUCCACAUUAAGAUUAGUUAUAUCAUUAAUGCAUAAAUAUGAAUUAAUGGAAGCUGUAGAAAAUAGAGAUCUAUCCAAGUUAAAUAAGGAAUUUGAAAUCAUAUAAAUGAAUGCACCUAUAUAAUGAAUUACACAAUACGAUUCAUUUUUAUAUAAAUUAUUUCGUGCACAGGCCUAAUAAUAAUUAUUAAUAAUAAUUAUUGAUUAUCCUGUUAAGGAUAAAAAUUGCAAACAGAAGUAAAGAAGAUCUAAGAGAACAGUUGCUGUAUUAUGUAUGUAUUUUUUAUCUUAUAAUGAAUUAUAAAUAUUGAUCAAUUUUAACAUAAUUAGAUUUACAAUAAAGAAGAAAUCAUUCCUAAAGGCACAUCAAAGUUACAUAUUUUGUAACACUUAAAAAUUGAUUACAUAAAACUAUUUGUUAGGAUCAACAGAUUUGAUAAAAACUAUUUUAGUAAAAUUCAUCUUGCUAAAGACAUAUCUGUCUCAGAGCAGAGAGAAUUUGAUGAUUAUGAAAAAUCUGGGUACAAUUCUAUGUAAUAGUAUAAUUACUUCUAGAUGCAAUUAAUUAUAAUACAAUUACAUAGUAGUCUCCUUAAAUUUGGCCCCCAUUAAUCUUGAUUCUCCUCUACAUAUAUUUUCAUAAAAACUAAUCGCACUGUUUCUAUAUCAUAAUAGGUCCAUUAAGAGAUAAUCAUCUGAAUACAAUAAGAACCUUAUGCGCGCAUCUGCGUUUGUACAAGCACAUGGUGAUUAAACUUCGCACUGCAGUGAAGAUCUUAAUUUUUCUUCUCCAAAAAUUUUUUGCUUUUUUUGUGUCAUAGGGUCAAAAUUAAUGAAAUUCUACUAACAUAUACAAAUUUUUUCUUCUGUAGAGGUAAUGGGCUUCAAAUUUCUAAUUUAUGUAUACAUUAAUUUUUGUCAAAUUUGAAAUUAUAUUGAAAUUAUUGCACCUUGUUUGCUCUGAGACAGAUUCUCUUUACAUCUUUAGUCAUAAUAUAAUAUAUCUAUAUAAAACACGAUUCAACAAUUAAUUAUAGAUGAAUUUUGGUUCUAGUAUUUGUCUUUGAGUUUUUCUUCUUAUAAUUGAUGAUGAUUAUCCAUCAUUAAAAAUGAGU